Messenger RNA from Phyllotreta striolata, 626 nucleotides. The record is from the annotation of a GenBank genome assembly. Lineage: Eukaryota; Metazoa; Arthropoda; Insecta; Coleoptera; Chrysomelidae.
ACAUGACAUAUCGAUCAGUCUUUCAGAAUUUUGACAGUUCCCAAACAACACUUUCAAGAUGUUGAUGCCGAAAAAAAACAGGGUGGCGAUUUACGAAUAUCUAUUCAAGGAAGGCGUCAUGGUAGCCAAAAAGGACUACCACGCACCCAAACACCCCGAUUUGGGCGAAACCAUUCCCAACCUACAGGUAAUCAAAGCCCUGCAAUCCUUAAAAUCCAAAGGAUACGUUAAGGAACAAUUCGCCUGGAGGCAUUACUACUGGUACCUGACCAAUUCGGGCAUCGAGUACCUCAGGACGUUCUUGCACUUGCCCCCCGAGAUCGUGCCUUCGACUCUGAAGCGACCGGCCAGGACGGAGACCAGCAGGCCGAGACCGGCGGCGCUCCGGACCGAGGCCUCGAAGCCCUCCGAGGACAGGACCGGUUACAGGAGGAACCCCGGUGGCCCGGGCAACGACAAAAAGGCGGACGUGGGGCCCGGCACCGGCGACGUGGAGUUCAGGCAAGGUUUCGGACGAGGCAGGGCUCCUCAGUAAAUUUUUUUGAUGUAUGUUUCGGUACCGGUCGAGCGGGUAUCGAGAUGUUAUUGUAAGUUCUUUAUAAAAUUAAACUUAAAAUAACGAAGUU